ACGCCCGUCGCCUAUCACCCGACAACGCCGCGCCAGGCCUCGCGUCGUAUUCGCGCCAGACGCCAGACGCCAAACGGACUUAUACCGUGUCGAAAGUGCAUUCGAGUAGCUCGUUUUUUCGUUCUGUCGUUGGUACAGAAAAAACAUAGAAUUGUUUACGUCCAUUCAUAUUUGUUCAAGGAUUUACCAUUUGAUACGACUACCUACAUGGAUUUUGUUACAUGAUUCUGUAAACUUUAUUGAGAAACGUUAUCUAAUGAAUAAUGUGAAAUUGGUGAAAGUUCUUCCAAUAAUUAUUGAGAUGUGGUCCUUUGUGAAUACUUAGACCGCAUUAAUGAAGUUAAGCAUUAAGCAGGUGAUGCGAGGAGACAUCCGCGCAUGCCUACUGGUUAUUGCGGUGGCGCUGUGCAGCGCGGCGGCGGGUGCGGGGUCGGGGCCAUGCGAGCGCGGGCGCAGCUGGUGGCACCGGCGGCGCGGCGCCUGCUUGCCCUGCACACGCUGCGACCCCGCCCGCCUCGCCGUCAAGUACCCCUGCGAGGUGCACCGCGACACCGUCUGCCAGCCGCUCUACGAGGUUCGCAUCUUCCCCUUCAACGUCCGCCCGCGCAGGAAGAACGACAGCCGCCACAGUGAACAGUCCAGUGAUUACGAAUACUACGAGUAUUCAGACUAUAGCGACGAAGUGACGGAUAAAAGUGACGAUGUGAUAGAAUGGGAUGUGCAGACGUCUACGUUGACGCUCGCAGUGAGUGGCUGUGUGGUGUUUUUUGCGGUGGUGUUAAUACUGUCGCUUUACCACGCCAGGCAGUGGAAGGUUCUCAAGCAAGCGCUCAAGUCUGAUGUGCAAGACUUGUCAGCAAAGCUGAAGCUAAUGGAAGCGGGUGAAAGCCCGGCAGAGCCGGCGUUGCCCGCUGACCACAUCUACUGCAAUAUUAACGUCGCCAAAGACGCACUUUUAGGUACAGAUAUGACGAAGAAAGGACUCGUUGGCAACGUGUAUACGCAAGAGAAGCCCGCGUCUUAGCCGACGGCCCACCGACACUACAGUACAAAUAGAUAGAAAACCUCGCAACUCAAACGAUUCAAUUAUAAAAAGAGAAAACUAUUUUCUUAUCAGAAAUAUACAAAUCAUACGAAACGUC
Molecule: messenger RNA, 1142 nt
Organism: Papilio machaon (common yellow swallowtail)
Lineage: Eukaryota; Metazoa; Arthropoda; Insecta; Lepidoptera; Papilionidae
Gene: wgn
Product: tumor necrosis factor receptor superfamily member wengen
Exons: 4
Coding region: 335-1024 (229 amino acids)
Molecular function (GO): protein binding
Source: RefSeq, a predicted model, not a curated record